Messenger RNA from Merops nubicus (carmine bee-eater), 738 nucleotides. RefSeq names its product protein inhibitor of activated STAT, 4 (gene PIAS4). Lineage: Eukaryota; Metazoa; Chordata; Aves; Coraciiformes; Meropidae. Gene Ontology annotation, molecular function: zinc ion binding; transcription coregulator activity; SUMO ligase activity. The record is from RefSeq and is a predicted model, not a curated record. The transcript has 5 exons. Gene Ontology annotation, biological process: regulation of transcription by RNA polymerase II; protein sumoylation. The annotation marks the transcript as partial.
AGCUAUUCCGUGGGGCUCUACCUCGUGAGGCAGAUGACCUCAGCAGAGCUGCUGCAGAGGUUGAAAACCAUCGGGAUCAAACAUCCAGAGCUCUGCAAAGCCCUCGUAAAAGAGAAGCUACGCUUGGACCCCGACAGUGAAAUCGCCACGACGGGCGUUCGUGUCUCACUCAUCUGCCCGCUAGUGAAGAUGAGGCUGUCUGUGCCGUGCCGGGCAGAGACCUGCGCCCAUCUGCAGUGCUUUGACGCCGUCUUCUACCUACAGAUGAAUGAGAAAAAACCCACCUGGAUGUGCCCUGUGUGUGACAAACCUGCACCCUACGACCAGCUCAUCAUUGAUGGGCUGCUGUCAAAGAUCCUGACAGAAUGUGAAGAUGCAGAUGAAAUUGAGUACCUGGUGGACGGCUCCUGGUGUCCCAUCAGAGCUGAGAAGGAGAGGAGCUGCAGCCCACAGUGCCCCAUACUAGUUCUAGGUUCCUCAGAGGUGAACGGGCUCCUGCCCACCCCCAACGGGAACGGCGAGAACGGCAAGGCCCCCGCCGACGUGGUGGAUCUGACACUGGACAGCUCGUCCUCGGAGGAGGAGGAGGAGGAAGAUGAGGAAGAAGACGACGACGAGGAGGGACCCCAACCAAAACGCCGCUGCCCUUACGAGAAAGGUUUAGUCCCUGCCUGCUGACUGGGGACACGGCUCUGACCUCAGAACGGACAGACUUGAAUACUCUGGUGCUUACAGAAC